Messenger RNA from Adineta steineri, 402 nucleotides. The record is from the annotation of a GenBank genome assembly. NCBI's taxonomy places the organism in Eukaryota, Metazoa, Rotifera, Eurotatoria, Adinetida, Adinetidae.
AUGAAUAAGGCAAUAUUAUUAUUCUUAUUAUUUCUAUUGAUAAUCAAAUGUCAAUGUGAAAAUAGUCGAUCACUAUUCCUAAGAAAAUUUCCUGGUAUAAAAUAUAUAUGUAAUGAAUCAAGUUGUUCUCCUUCUACUAUUAUAUUUGGAAAAAAUCAAGUACAAUGUGAAAUAUCUUGUUUAAAUGAAUUACAAUGUUAUCUUUUAACUUUUGAUUUAUCUAAUAAUCAAUGUGAAAUAUUUUCAAAUAUUUCAAUAGAUUAUGGAAAUUUAAUUCAACAACAAAAUGUUAUAACAAUGAUUACUCUUAAUAAUGAACAAUUAUUCUACUCUAUGUUAAGUAAUACAACAAAAGCAUCAAAGUACGUUACAAAUUAUUUUAUUAAAAAAUUUUCAAAUUAA